Molecule: messenger RNA, 1341 nt
Organism: Sarcophilus harrisii (Tasmanian devil)
Lineage: Eukaryota; Metazoa; Chordata; Mammalia; Dasyuromorphia; Dasyuridae
Gene: UBE2S
Product: ubiquitin conjugating enzyme E2 S
Exons: 4
Coding region: 567-1241 (224 amino acids)
Source: RefSeq, a predicted model, not a curated record
GCCUCCUCCCAUCAGUCCCCGUUCCUCGCCCGGCUCUGGGCGUGCGCCGCCUUCCACUCUCCCAUUGGCCUUCCGUCUCCGGGAGGCCCCGGCUCCGCCCCCGGCCCUCGGCUCCCAUUGGCCGAUCCCGUCCCUUCGGUCGGGCGCUCGCGUUCCCAACGGGCGGCGGGCGCGCACGCGCGAGGCCGCGGCCGGGGGCGCGGGCGGGCGGGUGCACACACGCCGUGGAACGGACGUGCCCACGUCGUUGGUGCGGGGGGGAGUGUCCCGGCGCAUAUAAAAGGGCGUCGCUGCGCGCGCGGCGGGUUAAGUGCGGCGGGGCAGCCGAGGGGCGGGCGCGGCGGGCGCGGGAGCGGGCGCGGCGGCGGCGGAGGCCACGCAGGACAGCGGGAGUAGGAGCGGCCCCCGCGGGCCGGGGCCCAGGAGGCGGCCUCGGAAGGAGAAGGAGGAAUCGGAGCCCGGCGCACCGGGCACGCGGGGGAGGCGGCCCCCUCCCCCGACCCCCUAAUCCCGGAGGUCGCCCCGAGGAGGGGGCUUGGGGGGAGCCGCCCCCGGGCCCCGGCGUCAUGAACUCCAACGUGGAGAACCUGCCCCCCCACAUCAUCCGCCUGGUGUACAAGGAGGUCACGACGCUCACCUCGGACCCUCCCGACGGCAUCAAGGUGUUUCCCAAUGAGGAAGACGUCACGGACCUGCAGGUCACCAUCGAAGGCCCAGAGGGCACCCCCUACGCGGGAGGCCUGUUCCGCAUGAAGCUGCUCCUGGGCAAGGAUUUCCCGGCAGCCCCCCCAAAGGGCUUCUUCCUCACCAAAAUCUUCCACCCCAACGUGGGGGCCAACGGGGAGAUCUGCGUCAACGUGCUCAAGAGAGACUGGACCGCCGAGCUGGGCAUCCGCCAUGUGCUGCUGACUAUCAAGUGCCUUCUGAUCCACCCGAACCCCGAGUCGGCGCUGAACGAGGAGGCCGGCCGCCUGCUUCUGGAGGACUACGAGGAGUACGCGGCCCGGGCCAGGCUGCUGACGGAGAUCCAUGGCGGGGCCGGGGGCCCUGGGGCCCUGAGGGCAGCCCGGGGGGGCCCCGGCGGGGCAGAGGCUGGCCCGGCGGAGGCUGGGGCCUCCUCCUCCUCCCCACCCGGCCCUGGGGCUGAAGGGCCCAUGGCCAAGAAGCAUGCAGGGGAGCGGGACAAGAAGCAGGCCGCCAAGAAGAAGACGGACAAGAAGCGGGCUCUGCGCAGGCUGUAGAAGGGCCCCUCCCAUCGUGGGAGGGCACGGGGAGGAGGGGCAGCUUUUGUAUCUUCACUAAGUUAUUUAAAUUAUGGGGGGGAGGGGAGGGGAUGGGAGG